This is a messenger RNA of Sabethes cyaneus, 1680 nucleotides long. Its product is annotated as small integral membrane protein 14. The coding region runs from base 596 to 901 and encodes 101 amino acids. Lineage: Eukaryota; Metazoa; Arthropoda; Insecta; Diptera; Culicidae. Gene Ontology annotation, cellular component: endoplasmic reticulum. The record is from RefSeq and is a predicted model, not a curated record. The transcript is spliced from 5 exons.
CUUUCACUAUAAGCAACAAAACAGUUCGUAUGGCCCUAAAUCGUCUGUUGCUCCAUAAGUUAUUUCAGUAGAAUGAAAAUAUUUUGAUUAGAGCGCGACCUGCUUGAAGGCUGGCUAACUGGCCCAACUUGUGAGCUUAUGGCUUUCAGUAGUGUAGUGGCAUUACGGUACAUUCGCUUUCUCUGCUUUCUACGCUAAAGACCAAAGUGACAUAACAAAGAGUUAGCAGAGUGCUUAUCGUUUAAUAUUCUACGGAAUUAAUCGAAAUAUUGCUUGUCGCUUAUCAGUAGUGCUUUCAAGGAGAAUUGUUCACAACUGUAUACUUGUGUAGAAUUGUAUGGGAAUUAAAAAACCCUAUACUCACAACAGCUGUAGAGAGGUAGAAAUUUACUUUGCGAAUACUAGAGAAACACGUAAGUGUUUACACUGCUGUUUCUAGGUUUUAUCAGCAGUCGCAGACGCUCUGUUUCCAGUAGUUGUGGCCAACUGGAUAGAUACAUAGGGUUAUUAUUGAAAAGCCGACAAGUGCGCUUAUAGUUCGGAAUAUUAAGUACUCUGAAUAAAAGAUAUUUUAAAUUGUACAAGCAUUAGCACAAUGAGUGACGAAUUUGAUGGGUGCGAGUGCAUCUGGAGCCAUGAGUUGGCAAUGCGUCGGUUACUAUCACUGCUCCGCAAUGGCCAAUCGUACUGCACGGAAAACGAAUGCAUUGAUUUACCUAACAUGCCAAACCAAGGUGUUAGCGAUAAUUUUUUCAUGAUGAUGUUAUUCAUGAUUUUUGCUGUGAUAUUGUACAUGAUACGGCCGGCUUCGCUGCGCAGGCGAAACGAUCUAAACAAGGCUCUUCCACCACCUUCCAAUGAUGGUCCCAAUAAUGACGGUGCUCCACCGGCUGUCAACUGAUGAGAAGCACUGCGUUCUGUUUGCUUAUCUCACAGUUUCAAAAAAGAAAUCGCACAUUAUGGCAAACGCAGGUUGCAAGCUGCCUUGCCGGAACCUAAACUAAAAUUUAAAUACGUGUUGCAGGUGCAAUGGAAAUGCCGAUGAAUCUUUGAUAUAGCGAAAAGUAAUUCUUUAUUGUAGUAGAAAUCAAAAAAAUCAGAUUUACAAUUAUGGUUAUCUUUAUUGGAAUGUUUUCUUUUUGCCCUGCAUACCCAUGUGCUAGAGCCAUCUGAAACCUAUUUUUCGCAACCAACAAUGAUCGUUACAAUUAACAACCUAAUUGCUGUUUCUCAUUUGAACUUUCAUAUGUCAACAGACAACUUACAGUGAUAAUUAUUUGAAGUAUUUCAGCACUUUUAGAUGGUGACAGGUUCAAGCACGUUAUUUUUUUAUUUUUAUUAUACAACAGCGAUUGCUAAUUAUUUUAUUUCUAAAGAAUAUCAACUAAAACAUAAUUAUUUAACCGUUAUCUUUAUAUAAUUUUAUUCUAUGGCAAUAUAUUAAAACAUCACCAACGCAAAAUAGUAAUCCACUUGAAAAAGACAAUUUAAAACAGACGAUCUUGAAAAAAAUUACAUAUGUCGCUUUCGAGGUAAUAUACCUACCCCUGAAAACGCAAUUCGCACGGGAAAGUUUGUUUUGGUGCUUUUCUUUUUAUAGUUUCUAGAUCUAUACAUAUAUGUAUUGUGCCGAUAUCAAAGUGAUGAAAUAAAUCGAAAAUAUCUUGCGUCGAAAUUCGA